AACAAUCUCAAACCAAUCUUGACCACUAGCGACUACAAGCUCGAGAAUAUUCACAAUGAAUUCGCAAUUUUUUGUAUUAACUGUUUUGAUGUGCUUCUUGGGUGGCUCUUUGGCCAUAAUGCCUGACUAUAUUCAGGUGUGCCAUCGUCAUGAGCCCGAAUUGUCCAAGUGCCUGAAGAACAGCGUUCACUCUUUACGCCCGUAUUUGGCCAAGGGUAUCAAGGAAUUGAAUAUCCCUCCAUUGGAACCACUUUAUAUUGGCGAUCUGAAUAUUCUGGAUGGCUCUGCUGGGCUUACAGUUCUGGUUAAGAAACUGAGCAUUAAAGGUGCCUCUAAUUUUGAGAUCACCAAAUUGCGUGCUUCUAUUCCGAAUAAGCGUUUCGAUUUCGAGUUAAUUUUGCCGCAUUUGCAAGGCGAAGGUCUCUAUGAGCUCAAUGGCAAUGUUUUGGCACUACCCAUCAAGGGCAAAGGACCAUUUACCGGCAAUUUCACCAACUUUGUUGCCUAUGUUAAAGUGACAUAUGAUGUUAAGAAUGUCAACGAUCUGGAAUAUUUGCAAGUCAAGGACUUUGUUCUGAAGAUUCGCACUGGCAAGGGAAAUCUGAAACUGGAAAAUCUUUUCAAUGGCGACAAAGUUUUGGGUGACGUGAUCAACGAUACGAUUAAUCAGAAUUUCGAAUCAUUCACUAAUGAGAUAAUUGCGCCAAUUGCCCGUGCCCUGCAGGAAAAGUUCCUAGUCAUUACCACUAAAAUUCUGGAGAAUUUCACCUACAACGAACUGUUCCCUGUUUAAGUUGUAACCUUGGAUUGCGCUCAAAAACAAUUAGUAAUAAGUUUGUGAUACACUUGAUUUCUAUAAAAAUAAUUAGUAUUUAAAAUUAUUGCAUAU
Molecule: messenger RNA, 889 nt
Organism: Drosophila willistoni
Lineage: Eukaryota; Metazoa; Arthropoda; Insecta; Diptera; Drosophilidae
Gene: Jhbp3
Product: protein takeout
Exons: 3
Coding region: 56-793 (245 amino acids)
Source: RefSeq, a predicted model, not a curated record